Messenger RNA from Cryphonectria parasitica EP155, 4340 nucleotides. RefSeq names its product TPR-like protein. NCBI's taxonomy places the organism in Eukaryota, Fungi, Ascomycota, Sordariomycetes, Diaporthales, Cryphonectriaceae. Gene Ontology annotation, cellular component: Ski complex. Bases 1 to 4290 code for a protein of 1429 amino acids. Gene Ontology annotation, molecular function: protein binding. The transcript has a single exon. The record is from RefSeq and is a predicted model, not a curated record.
AUGUCAGCGUCCAAGGCGGCCCUCAAGGCCAUCAACGAUGCGAUCAAGCAGCAGAAGUUCGAUGACGCCAUUGAACGAGCCCAGGACUUCCUCCAGAAGGAUCCCAAAAAUUACAACGCUCUCGUCUUCUUGGCCUUUGCAUUUGACAAGAAGGACAGGCUAGACGAGGCUGAGAAGACGUACGAGGCUGCUGCCAAACAGAAACCAAGUGACGCUACAGCCUGGCAGGGUCUGGUCAAGCUCUAUGAGAGGCAGGGCGGCAAGAAGCUGGCAAACUACCAGAAUGCAACUAUCCGACUCGCUGAGAGCUUUAGAGACUCGGAACAGACCUACAAAUACCAAAAGACUGUCGACGAUUUUAUUGGUUUCGCUCGCACUCAUGGCGACCCUCACCAAUACGUGGAUGCCUUGAGCCUGACACUUCCCGACAGCCCUGUCUAUUCCGCAGUCGAGGGCCGUACUCGCCCUGCAGAGACAUACGAGACCAUCGCCAAGAUCCUUGAGGUCCACGAGAAGAAGGAGAUCAACACCCUUAUUGGGGAGAGGAGGACAAGAAUCGGCGCCAGGGUCAACGAGGUCACCGUGGAGGUGAAGCGUGAGGUGCUUGGGGGCAGUAGGCUAGGCCAGAUCUACCGGGAGAUUAUAAACUGGUCCACCGACGAUGAUGUCCGCCGCCACUAUGAGGAGAAGCUCCUGCAGCACUGUUAUGAGCGGCUCCUUGUCUUUCCUCCCGGCCCACAGAAGUCCGAGGAGCUUAAAGUUGUGCUCAAGCUGGCUGGAGACAUGGUCAUCAUCAAGCAUCCCUUCCGGCUCGCUUGGGAGAUCACCAUCGACUGGAGAGAUUUCAAGGAAACUAAAGAAUGGGACGCUGGGGUGCUCAGAGACUACUGCAACUUCUUUCCUGACACUGAUCUUUGCAGUGUCAUCACGGCCUACCUCAGCAGCGAGAUCUCUGCAUUUCCCAAAAUGGAGCCUGCUGGCGAUUCAGUCACCAAGGACGAGCAAGUUGAAGACGAUAGUGAGGACGAUGACGAUGGCGGCGCCCCGACCAAUGUCAUUCCCCUGACCGAAGAGGAUCGCUUGCUCAUGAUGUCGGAAGGCGUACUGACCGCCCAGUCUCUAUUGUCCUACCGCCUUGUCGCCGAGUACUAUGAGUCCUUGCAAGAGCACGAAGCCAACGUUGAGAUGCUCCGCAAGGCGAUGGCCCUACUCAAGGAGCGACAGACCACAACCGGCAUGGAUUUCCAGAACACAAAGGACAUCUUCCAUCUGCAUCUUGCCACGGCGCUAGUUUUCUGGCAGUCCCCGCGGCAUCACCAAGAAGCCAAAGCACUCUUUGAUGGCGUUUUGGCUAGGGACCCAUUAUCAACAAAGGCGUUGAUCGGCGUGGGUCUCAUCUAUGAGGAGGAGGAAGAAUACGGAGAAGCCGUCGACUUCCUAGAGCGAGCCCUAGAGAGGGAUCCGGAAAAUCUCCGUGUUCGGUCGGAAGCAGCCUGGGUUAAAUCUCUCAAAGGCGACUAUGCUGCAAGCGCAGCUGAGCUGGAGCGCUGUUUACCGCUGGUCGCUGCCAAGGGCGACGCUUUCAAGGACCUCCUGGCUCAGACCCAAUAUCGUCUAGGCGCCUGCAUAUGGAAUCUGGACACGUCCAAAGCUGCUCGGAAGAGCCGAGACCCCGGCAGCGCUUACCUAUACUUCUUGGACGCCCUGAAGAGCAACCUGACUUUCGCACCGGCUUACACCAGCUUGGGCACCUAUUACGCCGAUUACGCUCGGGACACGAAGAGGGCCAGGAGGUGUUUCCAAAAGGCGGUGGAACUUUCCUCUUCAGAGAUUAUCUCUGCUGAGAGGCUUGCACGCUCGUUCGCCAACGAGGCUGAUUGGGACCGGGUCGAACUUGUUGCUCAGCGUAUUGUGGAUUCUGGCAAGGUGAAACCGCCUCCCGGCUCCAAGAGGAAGGGAAUCAGCUGGCCCUUCUCAGCUCUCGGUGUUGCAGAGCUGCACAAGCAAGAAUUCCACAAGGCCAUAGCCUCGUUUCAAGCUGCCCUCAGAAUAUCACCAGACGAUUACCAUUCCUGGGUUGGACUCGGGGAAAGCUACUACAGUUCUGGCCGUUACAUGUCGGCUACCAAGGCAAUUCAAAAUGCGCGGAGGCUGGAAGAAGAGCAGUCCAAGUCGAUCGAUCCCAGCGAGAUCUGGUUUACCAAGUUCAUGCUUGCCAAUAUCAAGCGUGAACUUGGGGAAUUUGACGAGGCGAUUGCUCUGUAUCAGGACGUGAUGCAGGGCAGGCCCGACGAGGAAGGCGUAGCCAUCGCUCUCAUGCAGACCAUGGUCGACAGCGCCAUGAAUCAUCUGGAGAAAGGUUUCUUUGGCAAAUCAGUGACCACCGCGCAGGACGCCUUGGCAUUUGCCGUCAUCGCACCAGAGGGCACCAAGGAGACCUUCAACUUCUGGAAAGCGGUGGCGGAUUCCUGUGCUGUAUUCAGCAGUUCACAAAGUCGGGCUUCUGAUCUUCCUCUUGAGGCCAUCCACACCUUGCUUGGGGACGGAGAGGACAGGUCAGAAUUUGAGUUGUUGAAGGACAUUGAUCGAGUUGACGACACGGUUGUCUUUGCACGUGGCCUCUUUCCGGAUAAUGAGAAGGUAGGCGUCGACCUCACACGCGCCAUCCAUGCGACAAUUCUUGUACACAAGCGUGCAAUACAUGCGGCAGCGCAUGAUGUACAUGCACAGAGUGUGGCCUUCUAUAACCUGGGAUGGGCCGAGCACCGGGCUCAUGUGUGCUUGCCAGAGAACCUGAAGAAGAAAUUCAGCAGGUACCUCAAAGCUGCCAUCCGGUGCUUCAAACGCGCCAUCGAACUCGAAGCCGGUAACUCAGAGUUCUGGAAUGCGCUCGGCGUAGCGACCAGCCAGAUCAACCCUGCCGUGUCUCAACAUGCCUUUGUUCGCAGUCUCCACCUGAACGAGCGGGAUGCACGGGCGUGGACCAAUCUAGGCACACUGGGUCUUCUCCAGAACGAUCUGACUAUUGCCAAUGAGGCAUUCACCCGGGCACAAUCGACAGAUCCUGAUUGCGCCCACGCUUGGCUGGGCCAAGGAUUCGUCGCUCUACUUGCGCACAAGGAUAGCAAGGAGGCUGUCAGGGAAGCACGUGGGCUUUUUACGCACGCUAUGGAAAUAGCCGAGUCUUCCUCACUGGCCUCUAGGCAGCACUACUCGCUGUCAAUGUUCGACCACGUUCUCGCGACACCGUCCAGCCUCAGAGUCACACCUCUCAUUCAGUCCAUCUUUGCUCUGGGCCAGCUGCGGGCCCUCAAACCUCAGGAACUUGCAUAUGGGCACCUCUGCACGCUGUUUCAGGAGCGGACUUACGACACACAAAAGUCCGUCGUGACUUUGGAGGAGAUCUGCUCCAGAUUAGAGGGGGAUUACGAAGUGACUGAAUCCCCUCAGUCUCUCAAGAGGUUUGCGAUGGCAAAGGCAGAUCUCGCAAGAGCUUAUUUGGCCACAGAAUCAUACGAGAAAGCUGUCGAUUGCGGAGAGAUGGCUCUGCAGCUCAGUAGUGAUGAGUCAGACAACGAGCUGACGACGGAGGAGCGAAGGAAAACGAGGCUAUCUGCGCACUUGACCGUGGGUCUGGCUUAUUAUUACAAGAAGGAAGUUGCUCAGGCGGUGGUUUACUUCGACUCGGCCUUGCAGGAGUCAGACAAUAAUCCCGACGCUGUAUGUCUUCUUGCGCAAGUUCUCUGGGCUACCGGCUCCGAAGAGGCCCGGGAGAGGGCUCGAUCCGUGCUUUUUGAUGUGGUUGAGCAGCGACCCGACCAUGUACAGUCGGUCCUUCUCCUAGGUGUCAUUGCUAUCCUGGAUCAAGACGAAGAGAGCCUCGAGGCUGUGAUCUCGGAGCUCGAAGGUUUGCGCACCCACGAGAAGACAUCGCCUGCAGAACAGUUCCAAAUCGGAGGGGUUCUCCAGUCGGUGGCAGCGCUCUCAGGAAAGGACGCACAUGAGGCUCUUUUAUCACAGGCGCAGACGGAUAUUAUGCUGUGUCCACACCUCCCCCACGGCUGGACUCAUCUUGGGGACGUGGCUGACGCAGAUCACGAGUACCCUCGAGAGCUCGCAGUCACAGUGGCAAAUCAGGCCGUUCCACCCAAGGGCGAGCUAGGCGCAGAGGAUUUGGCUGAUACAUAUGCUGUGACUGGCAAGUCCGCGGAUGCUCAGAUCAGCAUCAUGUUUGCACCUUGGUCAGACCAGGCAUGGCAAGGUCUGGUGAAGGCCGUGCGUGUUUCGUAGAUGUAAGUAAAUAGUCACCGUCAUGCGAAUUCAAAUACAAGAUCACCGUU